GUUGAGGAUAUUCCUUCAUUCGCCCAAAACUCACCAACCGCUUCGGAAACGAGGUGAGAUAGAUUCCUUCAUCCGCCGCCGCAGAGAAGACGAUAUUCCUCUUUUUCCUUUUUCUCGCCAAUCGCAUCGCUUUGAUCUUGAUCCCAAUCUCUCUCUCCAAGUAUCGAAUCAACCAAAACCCUAACCCAUCAAAACCCUAGAUUCUUCAAUUAGGGUCAGGAAUUGUGGAAUCACGGCCAUGGUGGUCGAGGGGAAGGAAGUGGAGGCAGAUGAGUACGAGAGCGACCCCGAGGACGCGAUCGCGCUGUCGGCGAUGAGGCGGAGGGAGGCGAGCGAUGACGAAGAGGAGGACGGCGGUGGUAGGAGAGGUCGGACGGCGGAGAUCGGAUCUGAUGGGGAAUCUGACGAUCAGGGAGCGGCACCGGGGUACGAGGAUGAGGAGGAGCAGGAGGAUUAUGACGAAGAGUAUGAGGAGGAGAUUGAGGAAGCGGACGAGAUUGUGGCGGAAGAAGAAGUUGAGAAGGAUCUAGAAGGUUCUAGAAGAAAGGAAGAGGAGGACGGGCAAGAAAAAGAAGGAGAAGAAAAGGGAAAGAAGGAGAACGAGCCGUAUGCGGUGCCGACCGCCGGGGCGUUUUACAUGCACGACGACAGGUUCCAAGAAAAAGGGCGGGGACGGGGACGGGGACAAAACAGGCGCAUGCCUGGUGGGCGGAGGCUAUGGGAAACUAAAGAUAACCGUGCUUGGGUACAUGAUAGGUUUGAAGAGAUGAAAUUGCAAGAUGCUCAGUAUGAUCGGGGCAGGCGAAAUUCCAGAGGUCGUUUCAGAGGUCGUGGUGGUGGGAAUAACCAGGGUGCUGGUCGUGGUUUUGUUAAAGGAAAUAAUAGGCCUCGGGCUUAUUAUGAUGAAAUUAACAACCAAACCCAUGACCGUAACAGCCAAAACCGUGACAGUAAAAAUCAAAACCGUGACAGUAACAACCAAGAUCGUGACAGCAACAACCAAAACCGUCCUCAGAAGUCUGUGAGAGGAAGGGGACCAAGACGUUAUGAAGCUAUUUCUAGGAACAAUGAAGGUUCUGUAUCCCGUCGUGUGCAGCCUGCAAGAUCUCAAGAGUCACAAUCAAGUACUGGUGCUAGUAGACCAUUGUCACAAACUUCAAACAUGCAACAUGAUGCAGCUCUUCCAAAGAAGGAUUUUGCCUCAAAUUUAAACUAUGCUUCUCCCCCAUUCUACCCCUCUAGCUCAUCCAAGCAGGGCAUGUCCGUUACUGAAAAAAUGGACGCCCAAAUUGGAAAAGCAAGCAAUAUAAUUUCAUCUCCUAUGAAUAUGGAGAAUAAUUAUCUAUCAUUGCAAUCUGGUUCAAUGUUGAGAGAAAAAGCCUUGGUCAGUGCACAAAUGCAUUCCUCAGGAUCUACUUUAACAUCUGCAAAUACGACUCUCUCUUCUCAAUCCAGGGUUCAAGGCAGAAGUCUAAGCAUUACUUCACAGUCAUAUAAAUCGACUGCUCCAGUUAGCCAAGUCUCUAGAGUUCCUCAACAAAUCCAGGCCCCAAUUACUCAACAAAAGCCACAAAGUCAAUUUCAACCUGCUGUGCGUGGUUCUUCACAGCGUAUAGUUCCUGCCAGCAGAAAUCAAGCUUCACCUCCUCAUGCUUUAACUAUGAAUUCAUCUGAAGUUGGAGAGACAUGUUCACCUCCAGGCUUGAAUAAUUCUAAGACGCAAUUGAUUCCAAAAGGAAAACCUGGUACCUAUAGAGCUGAAAAGGGUUCUUUUCUGUACAAUGGAGCUCAGGUUAUUGGCACAUCUGGGGCUACAGGUCUUAGCCAAAGUGAUCAGAACUUUCCUGGGACUCCAGCACUAUUGCCAGUUAUGCAAUUUGCGGGUCAGCAUCAUAAUGGGAUUCCUACUGUUGGUAUGGCACUUCCAGGAUAUAUGGCCCAACCACAACUUGGUUUUGGGAAUUCUGAAAUGACUUGGGUCCCGGUAUUGGCAGGUGCUGCUGGAGCUUUAGGAGCAUCUUAUCCCUGCAUUGCUCUUGAUGGAAGUUACUACCCCCUUCCUUCAGGGCAGGCAUCUUCUGCAAAUGCAAUUGGUUCUAGUUGGCGCGGCUGCUCAAGCUUUGCUGUCGGAGCGAUUACCCGAAGACGAGCCCUCCCCGACACCGGCGGUCAUCAAAGACACUAGUGCACCCAAGCCCGCUAAUGCUUUAAUGCCUCAACAAAGGCCUGAGAUAGUAAAUGAUGUAUUUGAGCAUCGUCAGAACAAGCCUCGCAGAUAUUCUGAAAUGAACUUUGGGCAGUGAAGUACAUAUGUAAGAUGAGAGUGUAUUUGAAUAAGCAGCUUGAGUAAGCUGGAUGUAUAUGUGCAUUCCUACAAGCCCGUUCCUAAGCCCUCUGUGAUCUUCAGCUUUUGAUUUGGAGCAUUUUGGGCCGCUGGCUGUCCCAAGAUAUGUUAGGCAUACAAUGCCUGGUCUGUGCAGUCAUAGUAAGAAGACCAUAUCAUGGCUGGGGCGGGUGGCGUUCUGUAGUCUGAGUUUUGGUGUUUUUAGCUGUGGAGAAAGCUUGAGAUUGAUCUGUAAAUGCGCUUCUAUUGAGGGAAGUUGAUAUGGUGGAUUCCUUU
Messenger RNA from Asparagus officinalis (garden asparagus), 2620 nucleotides. Its product is annotated as protein CASC3-like. Bases 239 to 2185 code for a protein of 648 amino acids. Gene Ontology annotation, biological process: mRNA processing. The record is from RefSeq and is a predicted model, not a curated record. NCBI's taxonomy places the organism in Eukaryota, Viridiplantae, Streptophyta, Magnoliopsida, Asparagales, Asparagaceae. The transcript has 13 exons. Gene Ontology annotation, cellular component: exon-exon junction complex. Gene Ontology annotation, molecular function: mRNA binding.